Perca flavescens (yellow perch) is the source of this 1488-nucleotide messenger RNA. RefSeq names its product uracil phosphoribosyltransferase (FUR1) homolog (S. cerevisiae) (gene uprt). NCBI's taxonomy places the organism in Eukaryota, Metazoa, Chordata, Actinopteri, Perciformes, Percidae. Bases 397 to 1191 code for a protein of 264 amino acids. The record is from RefSeq and is a predicted model, not a curated record. The transcript has 7 exons.
CAUCAUCGGCGCCAUGUUGCCGAAUGAGGAAGGCGGUCAACACGCCGGAUACGUCAUAUCCUGUCUUCACCAACGCUGUCAGUGUUAGCUAAAUCUUAGCAUGCAAAUAGCUUUACUUAACACUAGCUACAUUUUUGAAGAAAUAUCAGCUGCUACUUUGUUUUUAACACGACGCGAUUGAGUAUCUAAAGGUUUGUGAAUGUGGUCCUAAUGGGCAGUCUGUAUGCGGUGACGUUAGCUGCGUGACUCGGAAAAUUUCACUUCAAAACAGCAGUCGAAGCUAAAGGAAGGACACGUUGUCUUUGUCAGACAGUGGUUAAACUGCAUCACUUGGUCAAGAAACGCUGUCCGGCUUUAGCAUAAUUUUAAGAGAAACCCCUUGAUCUCGCACUCAGGAUGCCAUGCCACAAUCAGCAACUGAACAAUGUCAACACUGGCCAGGAGCAUCCAAUGAAGCAAGUACGAUUUGCAAACAACAACAACAACAGCAGCAGCAGCAGCAACAGCAGUAAUGUGCCUGCAGUGCUGUCAGACUCUGAACCAACUGAUGCCACCAUACAACAUGGCCAAGAUAACCUGGGACCUCAGCUUAAACUGCUCCCUCUGAAUGACCAGAUCCGUGAAUUACAGACCAUAAUCAGAGACAAGACAACCAGCAGAGGAGACUUUGUGUUUUGUGCUGAUCGAUUGAUCCGACUAGUAGUUGAAGAGGGUUUGAAUCAGCUCCCGUACUCGGAGUGCACUGUGACCACCCCAACAGGGUACAAGUAUGAAGGUGUCAAGUUUGAAAGAGGCAACUGUGGAGUCAGCAUAAUGAGGAGUGGUGAGGCCAUGGAGCAGGGUCUGCGGGACUGCUGCCGCUCCAUCCGCAUUGGCAAGAUCCUCAUCCAGAGUGAUGAGGAGACACAGAAAGCCAAGGUCUACUAUGCCAAGUUCCCUCCAGAUGUGUACAGAAGAAAAGUGCUGCUCAUGUACCCCAUCCUUAGUACCGGGAACACUGUGAUUGAGGCGGUGAGGGUGCUGAUAGAGCACGGAGUCCAGCCCAGACAUAUUAUCCUCCUCAGCCUGUUCUCCACGCCUCACGGAGCCAAAUCUAUAAUCCAGGAGUUCCCCGAUAUCACCAUCUUGACCACGGAGGUCCAUCCAGUAGCUCCGACACAUUUUGGACAGAGGUACUUUGGCACUGACUAAACCAAGGACAACCGGAGGAACAUGACCUGCAAAUUGUUUUGAGUAUUCAUGUCUUGUUAAUUUAAAUGUCUCAUGUUCUCCUUGUUGUGCCAAAUACUGCUACCUAAUCACCCUAAACUGUCCUAAACUGAUACAAUUGAUCAGAUUAAUCAUUUUGUAUUUUUUUUUUUGUUGUUGCUGUGUAUACUUGUGCAAAAGAAAGAAAACAGCACUGAACCAUAUAAAGAGUUCCACUCUUCCACUUUAUUUUGCAUGUUACAACUGAUGGAAAAUAAAUAAUUUAUAUUUGUUAACAGA